GCUUCUUAUCUUCUUGAUUUGUGGUGACCUGAUACGAGCAUUUUGGUUCGUUGUUGGAGCAAUUGUAAUGCUGGCUCGGGGGCCUGUGGAGAGCACGUCGGCAUAUUGCCAGUCGAGCGGGUUCUUCAUAGCGUUUGGGACGGAGAUAAGUGGUAAGACGACAUCGCCCAACUAUUGACCAUUUCCUCAUAACUGCUCUUAGAUUUUGCUGUUCUCAUGAUAGCGAUCCAUAUCGCACUCCAGGUCUUUCGGCCGUCUGGUCAAGCGCCUUCGGAAGGUCUACAUCCGUACAAGUACUAUGUUUACGCAGGUGUCUUUUGCGCCCCGACAAUAUCAGCAGGCCUAGCUUUCCUCAACACCCAAGGAGCGUAUCGCUUGCAGGGCGCAUACUGCUUGCUCCCAACCCGCCCGUUCUGGUACCGGCUAGCCUUGGCAUGGAUUCCGAGGUACUUUAUCAUAUUGGUCAUCAUCAGCCUGGCCAUUGCGAUUUAUACAUAUGUUGGGUGGGAAUUUAAGAACUACAACUCAAUGAGCCGGAAACUGGGAUACAUUUUGAACAAUGAUCUCACUCGAGCCAGUAUUAACAUUAGCGCGUCUCAAACUAAAGCAUCUCUCUUUGGUGAUGGUUACGUGCCUAGCGAAGAAUUUGCAACCCAACCCGCAAGCAUUAUGACGCAGCAAAAAAACUCGUGCUUGCACUCACGGUGUACUUCGACCACCUCUCAAAAAGCUGUCACUGUACCAGAGCGUAGGUAUUCAGCCUCGUUGGCCUGUAACGAGCUCUGUGGAGCACCAGGACCAACAUCUAUCCUUGCCGCCUCCACCAGCCCCACCACUCCAUCCUUCGUGCGAAGCACACGACGCUUCCACGGCAAGCACACCGGCCCGGCCCGGCCACCGCUAGUCUCGAUACCAAGUGGACAGAAUGUCGGACGGGUUGAAUAUGACGACAGUUUACACCCAUGCGUGUCGUCAUCGCAUACGAACAUACUGAGUGCUAGUACCCCGACGCUAAAUGCCUUUCCGGGGGCUUCUAGCACACCUGAGCUUGCGCUGCUGGAGCCACCGUCUCCAGGACUUAACCGCAUGAUUCGCCAGCGCGCACGCAUCCACCGCCAACUACGCCUUACAUUCAUCUAUCCGAUAGUGUAUACAUUAAUGUGGGUGGCACCAUUUGUAUACCACUGCAUGAUGUACAGCGACUAUUAUGUGCGACAACCGAUAUGGGGAAUACGGUUAGCAAGUUCUUUUUGCAUUGUGAGCAUGGGUUUUGUCAAUUGUCUAGUGUUUUCGCUGCAGGAGAAGCCGUGGAGAGGGAUAGCGACGAGUGACGGCACGCUGCUGGGCAGUUUUUUUGUUUGGAACGGAAGAAACGAUAGAUGGACGCGCAGAUUGCGUGGCCGAUCGCGGUCGGCUGGGGCUGGUGGGGAUCCGCGAGGGGAGGUGGCUCAACGGUCAUUAUCUGACAGGGGGCUGUAUGGACCCAGGCGGAGUAUAGGGUCGAGCGCGGGUUUCUAUGGGUACUCGCGGGUUGAGAAGAAUUGGGCGAGAGAGAGGCUCGAGUGGGAGAGGGAAGAAAGAUACCGGGUGCUGCGGGAAAAAGCCAUGAAGAGAGACGCCAGUAGUACACGGACGCAUUCGGUGUGCGAGAGUAGUUUCUGUGGAGAUGGCAAGCAUGACUUUGUGCACGACGAUAAUGACGGAGAAGAAAUGACGGAUUGGAAUAGCAAGAAGCGGCUUGAGGACUUGAAAAGUUCGAAUAUACAUGCCGAAGGCAGUGAUAUGAAUUCUUGAUAUAUUAUGCAUAUAGAUACCAUCUAGAUACCAUGUAAUUA
Bipolaris sorokiniana ND90Pr is the source of this 1835-nucleotide messenger RNA. RefSeq lists its product as uncharacterized. Gene Ontology annotation, biological process: adenylate cyclase-activating G protein-coupled receptor signaling pathway. The record is from RefSeq and is a predicted model, not a curated record. Gene Ontology annotation, cellular component: plasma membrane. The transcript has a single exon. Gene Ontology annotation, molecular function: G protein-coupled receptor activity. NCBI's taxonomy places the organism in Eukaryota, Fungi, Ascomycota, Dothideomycetes, Pleosporales, Pleosporaceae. Bases 217 to 1794 code for a protein of 525 amino acids.